AUGUCUUUCCUCGAUUCUUUUCUGAACAAACUACGUGGGUCCUUCGGCGCUACUGUACCAAUAGAGGAAAUUCAGUUCAAUGAAGAAAACGCCGUAAAUUCGCCGCAAGACGAUGGAGACUACUUGAAGUUUGUGGUCAUCUCAGAUACGCACGGGCAGAUGGGAAAAUGGAUGGCCGGAAUCCCAGACGGUGACGUCUUGAUUCAUUGUGGGGAUUUUACAAAUAACGGAGAGGAAGAAAUGAUUCGUGAAUUCAAUCAGCAACUUGCCCAAUUGCCACAUCGCCAUAAGAUUGUGAUCCCUGGGAACCAUGAACUGGGGUUUGAUGCCAGAAGGAAAACCUUCUGCCCUGAAAAAUUGACAAUGGUCACAAAUUGCACAUUCUUAAUUGAUGAUAGUGUUGGGAUAGAAGGGAUCAAGAUCUAUGGAAGUUCAUGGCAUCCACUCCCCGGUUACGACUAUUACGUACCACAAGAAAAAUUGGUCGAAGAGUGGAAACGAAUUCCGAAAGAUACCGAAAUUCUGAUCACACAUGGACCGCCGAAAGGUAUUCUUGAUUGGUGUCACAACGAGAAAAGGUGUGGUGAUCCGGCCCUCCUAGCCGCAAUCCGAAAAAGGAACAUAAAGUAUCAUCUAUUCGGUCAUAUCCAUGAGUCAUAUGGUGCAAUGACCGAUGGGCACACAACUUUUAUCAAUGCUUGCCAAAAGGAUUGGGUCAAUGGGGAAUGCCAAAAGCCUGUUGUUUUUUAUUACAAAAAGAAGAAUGGAACG
Molecule: messenger RNA, 771 nt
Organism: Mesorhabditis spiculigera
Lineage: Eukaryota; Metazoa; Nematoda; Chromadorea; Rhabditida; Rhabditidae
Source: the annotation of a GenBank genome assembly